Messenger RNA from Thlaspi arvense, 1851 nucleotides. NCBI's taxonomy places the organism in Eukaryota, Viridiplantae, Streptophyta, Magnoliopsida, Brassicales, Brassicaceae. The record is from the annotation of a GenBank genome assembly.
AUGGCUUCUCUCUCCGGCCUCUACUCUUCUUCUCCAUCUCUCAAACCUGCCAAAACCGUUUCCGUUAAAGCAUUGACGGCGCCGACCAGAGAUUCCUUCUCUUUCCCGCAUACCUCCAAACCAACCCACCUACCACCACCGUUGACUCUCUCCGCGCCUCGCUCCGUGGCGCGCGACAUUUCUCACUCGGAUUCGAAGAAAGAGCUUCUCAAGGAUCCCGAUGCGCUGUGGAACCGGUACCUCGAUUGGCUCUACCAGGAGAAAGACCUCGGGCUGUAUCUCGACGUCAGUCGGGUCGGAUUCACCGAUGAGUUUGUGGCCGAUAUGGAGCACCGGUUCAAAGCCGCGUUCAAGGCCAUGGAGGAUCUCGAGAAAGGCUCUAUUGCGAAUCCAGACGAAGGAAGGAUGGUUGGGCACUACUGGCUCAGGGACUCCAAGCUCGCGCCAAAGCCGACUUUGAAGACACUGAUCGAGAAAACUCUUGAUUCGAUCUGCAGUUUCGCCGACGACAUUAUCUCCGGCAAGAUAAAGCCACUAUCUUCUCCUGCGGGUCGUUUUACUCAGAUACUUUCUGUAGGCAUUGGAGGCUCAGCUCUUGGACCUCAAUUUGUCGCUGAGGCCUUGGCUCCUGAUAAUCCUCCGUUGAAGAUAAGAUUCAUCGACAACACCGACCCUGCUGGAAUCGAUCAUCAGAUCGCACAACUUGGACCAGAGCUUGCCUCAACUUUAGUAAUUGUCAUCUCAAAGAGUGGAGGUACUCCUGAAACUAGAAAUGGACUAUUGGAAGUGCAGAAAGCAUUCCGUGACGCUGGUCUAAACUUCGCGAAACAGGGUGUUGCAAUAACACAAGAGAACUCGUUGCUGGAUAACACCGCAAGAAUUGAAGGUUGGUUAGCUAGAUUUCCGAUGUACGACUGGGUGGGCGGAAGAACAUCAGUUAUGUCUGCAGUUGGUCUGCUUCCAGCAGCACUACAGGGGAUCGAUAUUAGAGAGAUGCUUGCUGGUGCUGCAGUAAUGGAUGAGGCUACUAGGACAACUUCGCUCAAGAAUAACCCUGCAGCGCUCUUAGCAAUGUGUUGGUACUGGGCUUCCGAUGGCAUUGGUUCCAAGGAUAUGGUUAUCCUUCCUUACAAGGAUAGCUUAUUACUAUUUAGCCGGUAUCUGCAGCAGCUGGUCAUGGAAUCACUAGGAAAGGAAUUUGAUCUUGACGGUAACACUGUUAAUCAAGGGCUAACUGUAUAUGGAAACAAAGGGAGCACAGAUCAGCACGCCUACAUUCAACAGCUGAGAGAGGGAGUGCACAAUUUCUUUGCAACCUUCAUCGAAGUGCUACGUGACAGACCCCCAGGUCAUGAUUGGGAACUUGAGCCAGGUGUCACUUGUGGAGAUUACCUCUUUGGAAUGCUACAGGGAACUAGAUCUGCUUUAUAUGCAAACGGUAGAGAGUCCAUUAGCGUUACUAUCGAGGAAGUGACACCAAGAUCUGUUGGGGCACUUAUAGCUCUUUAUGAAAGAGCGGUCGGGUUAUAUGCCUUUAUUGUCAACAUAAACGCUUACCACCAACCCGGCGUGGAAGCCGGGAAAAAGGCAGCAGCAGAAGUUCUUGCCCUGCAAAAGCGUGUAUUGUCAGUUCUUAAUGAAGCCAGUUGUAAAGAUCCGGUAGAGCCAUUGACACUGGACGAGGUAGCCGAUCGUUGCCAUGCUCCUCAGGAAAUUGAGAUGAUAUACAAGAUCAUAGCACACAUGUCUGCAAACGACAGAGUUCUGAUAGCUGAAGGAAGCUGCGGAUCGCCACGUAGUGUCAAAGUGUACCUGGGCGAGUGCAAUGUGGAUGACCUGUACGCAUCAUAA